Molecule: messenger RNA, 1580 nt
Organism: Osmia lignaria (orchard mason bee)
Lineage: Eukaryota; Metazoa; Arthropoda; Insecta; Hymenoptera; Megachilidae
Gene: Arl1
Product: ADP ribosylation factor-like 1
Molecular function (GO): GTPase activity; GTP binding
Source: RefSeq, a predicted model, not a curated record
GCAAGAAAAGGAACAAACUUCACGCAAGUUCGAAUAACGAUACAAGUCAGCAAGUGAUCUCUGAAGCGAAUUGUAUCAGUGGACAGUUAAAGGGGUGUGCGCCCCGGUUACUUAGAUACAAUUGUGGUUAUCGUAUUUGACAAUAAACUUUAAUUUAUACUAUAUGAAUUGGAUAUAACACGUUAUCAAUAUGGGAGGAUUAUUAAGUUAUUUUCGUAACUUGCUUGGAAGUCGGGAAAUGAGAAUUUUAAUUCUGGGCUUAGAUGGUGCCGGGAAAACCACAAUCUUGUACAGGUUGCAGGUAGGUGAGGUGGUUACAACAAUACCUACAAUAGGAUUUAAUGUAGAACAGGUUACAUAUAAAAAUUUAAAAUUCCAAGUGUGGGAUCUUGGAGGUCAAACUAGUAUAAGACCGUAUUGGAGGUGUUAUUACUCUAACACAGAUGCAAUAAUUUAUGUUGUUGAUUCAGCUGACAAAGAUAGGAUAGGCAUAUCAAAAGAUGAAUUAAUUUAUAUGCUAAGAGAAGAAGAAUUACAAGGUGCCAUUUUAGUAGUUUUGGCAAAUAAACAGGACAUGGCAGGGUGCCUAAGCGUUGCAGAGGUACAUCAGGCACUUGGGUUAGAUGCUCUUAAAAACAGAACCUUCCAAAUCUUCAAAACAUCUGCAACAAAAGGUGAAGGGCUUGAUCAAGCAAUGGACUGGUUAUCAAAUGCACUGCAAAGUAGAAAAUGAUUAACAUUAUUAAAAACAUUUUUUUACCUAAGCCUUACUAAGAAGACUAGUCAUAUGACUGUCACUUCGAAUAGCCCGUGCAAAGCCUGGGCCCAACAUUUUGUUUAUUUAUUAUAAUUAUAUUUUAAAUACCAUUACGAAUUCCAUAAAAAAUCUAUCCUAUAAUUUAUCAUACUUUACACAAUGUGAUGCAAGAAAUAAAAGUAAAUUAAAACUUUUAUCUUUUUACAAACUUCUAAUAAAAUGAAUAUAGAGAAUCUUUCAUUUAAAUAUCUUUUCUGCAUCGGCAUCAGACGUUUUAUCAUCAUUAUAAUGUAGUUUUUAUUAUUUAAUGACGUAACACGAAUUUUUGGACAAGCGAAUUUUGUUUGUGCGCAAAGUAAUACAUAUACUAUCAGUUUCUAAUCAAUUUUAUAACAAAUUACAAAAUCAUUAUUAUAACUAGCAAUGAAAAGUAUACUGUACAUUAUCAAAAAUAUAUUACUUUUAUUACACCAUUGGCCGAGGCAAUCAUUCAUAGACAUUACAGUAAAAUUGGAAAUCAUUUAAUGUGUCAAUAGUUUGGCAUACUCUGUGAAUAAUUAUGUAAAUAUCUGUAACUGAUUUAGUUUCGUUCAUAUAAUGUAAGACACUUAUAUAUAAAAUAUCCUUUUUUAUAAGAAACAUAAUAUAGAGGCAAGAAAAUCUGACUUAUAAUUAAAGCACAAUAUCUUGAAUACCGCUAUAAAUUUGUUACAUAAAAUUGGAAAAGUUUACUACUGCCGAAUAGACAUGAGAUUAGUAUUUUAAGUGGCAUUCAUUUAAAAUUUUUAUAUAUAUAUAUAUAUAUAUGAAAAAAAAAAAAAAA